This is a messenger RNA of Prionailurus viverrinus (fishing cat), 2328 nucleotides long. RefSeq names its product transcription factor SPT20 homolog. The coding region runs from base 1 to 2328 and encodes 775 amino acids. The transcript has 3 exons. Gene Ontology annotation, molecular function: transcription coregulator activity. Gene Ontology annotation, cellular component: SAGA complex. Gene Ontology annotation, biological process: regulation of transcription by RNA polymerase II. The record is from RefSeq and is a predicted model, not a curated record. Lineage: Eukaryota; Metazoa; Chordata; Mammalia; Carnivora; Felidae.
AUGCAGCAGGCUUUAGAACGAGCUCUGGACCGUGCGGAGUAUGUCAUUGCCAGUGCCCAGCAGAGGCCUCCUAAAAGGAAAGGCUCAGCGAGUGGGGGCGCAUCUCUGGAUGAAAAACUUUAUGACCUGUAUGUGGAAGAAUGCGGGAAGGAGCCUGAGGCUACGGAGGAAUUAAGAAGCAACGUGAACUUGUUGGAGAAGCUCCUGAGGAGAGAGUCGUUGCCGUGCUUAGUGGUCAACCUAUACCCAGGAAAGGAGGGAUAUUCGCUGAUGCUCGAGGGCGAAAAUGGAUCCUAUUCGGAGACCAUUCGACCGCCUUACGAAGAAGGGGAGUUGCUCGAAUACUUGGAUGCUGAACAAUUACCUCCUGCUCUGGUGGAUCUCCUGGAAAAAUCUCAGGUUAACUUUUUUCACUCUGGGUGUGUCAUAGCCCAGGUACGGGACUACCGGCAGUGCAGUCGGGAACCUCCCGGCUACACGAGCAGGCAUGUUCUCCUGCGGCCAACGAUGCAGACGUUAGCCUGCGACGUGCAGUCCAUGACCAGCGAUGACCAGACCUGGACCCAGGAAGACAGGCUUUUGCUGGAGAGCCAGCUGAUCUUAGCCACGGCCGAACCGCUGUGUCUUGAUCCUUCUGUAUCAGUAGCCUGCACUGCAAACAGGCUGCUCUAUAACAAGCAAAAGAUGAACACUGGCCCCAUGAAAAGGAGCUUCAAGAGGUAUUCUGCACCCUCCCUGAACCGGCAGCAGGAGCUGUCUCAUCGUCCACCUCCUCCUGAGCUGAGAGCAUGGGCCUCUUGCAAGAAAAGCAGAGAAAGGCAAGCAGGUCCGCAGCACGACCUCAAAAUUUCUAAAGCGGGGAACUGCGUCGAUAUGUGGAAACAGAGACCCUGUGACUUGGCCGUACCUUCCGGAGUGGACGUGCAGAAAUACGCCAGGGGGAAGAAGUCCGCCAGAUACGAUGGCUCGCCACCGACGGCCUGGCCAGCCCACAAGGUAGAAGGUGAUUCCGUAUUGGGCUAUGAAGCUGGCGGUGAGUCUCAGACAGCGCAGCUGACUUCCGUGCAGCCGCCGAAUGACCCACCUUUGUCUGGAAGAAGAAGGCCCUGCAAAGAAGCCAGACGUGAGGGACAGGGGUCUCCUCCGCACUCCUCCACAGACGACCAUCCAGACAGUGUCCGGCCUGGCUCAAAGAUGGAUGCUGGGACGGAAGCCAUUCGGUCAGCUGUCUUGGUCCAGCGCAAGGCCAAGUGUCCCGCCACCGCGUCACACGGCUCCAGUGGCCCAGCCAGCCUCAGCCAGCCGCCUCCCGGGAAGGAAACAGCACAGCCUGAGACGGUGUCGGUUUGGUCUUCAGUCCUGGGAAAGGGAGUCAGCCAUCCACCUCUACGCUUCAGACUUUCCUGGAGCUCAGGAGGGACUCGGUCAGGCAACAGUUUCACCCCAGUGGAGGCAAGCGGCUUCUUUAAAUCUCCGGCUCCUGCUCCUGCUCCCGCUCCUGCUCCUCAGCCCCCGAGUCUUUCCCAGAAUUCGUCUGUGGACGUGACUCAAGUUAGCAUGCUUCCCGCGGCCACCCUACCCACUACCGGCUCAUCACAAAGAAGCCUGGCCACCCAGGUCACGGCCCGCUCCCCUGGCCCCAACAUCAUCCAGCUGGCGGGCCCGGUCUGUGGAGCCCAGGCUUUGGCGAGGGGUUCCAGCCCCGGGCAGGGCUCUACCGCUGGGGCCACAGAUCCUGCGGGAAUCCAGCCCGGCAGCCUGCCCUCGGGAGCUCGGCCACCAAAUGCAGUGCGCACUGCAGCACAGGCUGCGUCUCCAGUCCGCGUUCAGUUUUUUUUAAAAAAUGCUUCAGGCCUCAAGCCGGUGACUCUGCUGGAGCUUCCGCAAGGUUCGCCCCCUUUGAACGCCCAGCAGCAGCCAGAGCAGCGGCUCUAUCAGUUGAUUCCACAAGCACAACUUCAGCAAGCCUCCGCUUCUGGUCCUUGGCAGCCAGUGCCACGGGGUCCCGGUGCCCGAGGCCCAGCCCCUCCAGAGACGGCCUCACCUGCUCAGCAGGCCGUUGUCCUGAACCUCCUGGGACAGGGCCGGGGCCGGGGCCGGGAGAACCAGGGAAGAGCCCGGCCGAGCGGCCCUCGGCACACGCUGCAGCUGUCCCCUGCCUCGCAGCCGUGGCCACAGCAGCAGGCGCAACAGCAUAGAAUCUUGCAGCACCCGGUGGCCGUGACAACCGUAGCCACCCAGACGGCUCAGCCUUCUUGGGGCCAGCGGGCCGCAAGCCAGUCCGAAGGUAAAAAGAACAGAGGCCCGCCUUCCCCUCCCAGAUCCUGA